Molecule: messenger RNA, 1354 nt
Organism: Zootoca vivipara (common lizard)
Lineage: Eukaryota; Metazoa; Chordata; Lepidosauria; Squamata; Lacertidae
Source: RefSeq, a predicted model, not a curated record
GGCGGGCAGAAGUGAAUCUGCUACCUGAUUGGCCUGUAGGAGCAGCCAAUCAGGCUGCAGGCAGAAGUCAAUCCACAAUAUAAUUGGCCCACAGGUGUAGCCCUGAAGUAGCCAAUCACGCAAGGCCCAUUGUGUAAAUAAUGUAUAUAAGCAGAUGGUUUUGGGAAAAGAGCCAUUCUUCUUCUCCUCUUCUCCUUGAUGACUAUGAGCUGAAUAAAGAGCAUGAAAUUCACUCUCGACUCCGAGUACAUUUCACUGGCGACGAGGGUGGGAUCCUGCUGAGCUGACCGCCACCACGCACUGCACCGCAGCACCGCCACCUGCUGCACCGCUGCAUCGCACCGUGCAUCCAGGCUUCAGCUCCAGGACCCAAGGAACCCAGAAUGGCAACCGACAGCAGCUUCUCGCCAUUCAAACCAGCAUCAGGAGACUGGGAAGGGUACGCUGCCCGUUUCAACUUCCUCCUGCAAGCGAAAGAAGUCACCAACGAUGCCAUGAAGAGGGCGACAUUCUUCAGCGUCUGUGGAGAGGAGACGUUUGAAAUCGCCCGGGCUCUCCUUGCACCUAGAGAUGUCGCUACCGUCUCGUACAAAACAAUAAUGGAACGGCUGAAGGAGCACUUCUCACCACAGCCCUCGGUGGUAGCUUGCCGAAAUGCCUUCUACGCAAAGCGGCAAGCCCCGGGGGAAACCAUAACUGGGUUUGUGACCUCCCUCCGCCAAGCCGCCCGGCUAUGCAACUUCUCAGAGUUGGAGAACAUGCUUCGUGACCGCCUCGUCGGUGGCCUGAGGGACGAGAUGUUGCAACGACGCCUCUACGCCAAAAAAGACCUCACGUUCCAGAUUGCUCUGGAGGAAGCCCUGGCAACCGAAGCCGCCGAGAGGUCAACGCAAGAGGCACGACCGGCCCCGCCAUCCCAACCGAGGGUCUACCACGAAGACCUCACCGACGAAUCCGAAUCUGACAGGGAGGAAGUACACCGAGUACAGCGGCGCACUCAAGCAGCACACACACCACAGCAGCCUCGACGAGAAGGAGGGAACUGUGCAAGCUGCGGGGAGAACCACGAGAGGAGGACCUGUCGUUUCCGCAACGCAGAGUGCAGGCAGUGCAGAAAAUUGGGACACAUCGCCCGGGUGUGUCGGGCUCGACUCACCCGUCGACAAGCAUCAGAUGACCGACCCAGGAGCCCCAGGUCACAUGGCACCAUGCACCAAGGCAACUCGACGGAGAUCACGGACUACCAGGGAUUCCUGGCGUCACCCCCUUCUUCGAUGAUGUACUGAUCGCCGGGCCCACACCAGAGGAAUUUGAGGACCGCCUCCGCUCCGUCCUGCACCGUUUCCAGACGGCG